AUGUACGUGUAUACUGCGGAGGCAAAGUAAGAGAAAACUCACGGGAAAAACUCCUUACUCUCCAGAGCACUGUCCCCCAGGACACCUUCUCAGUUAGACUGCGUCCCCGCUGGCAGGGAAAGGGAAGUCCAGCAGGCCAGCACUUAGAACUCUCAUUACACAUAACAGUAUCAAAUCCGCACAGCAAUCUGAUUAUAAAGGAGGUGUUAUUGUCCCUGCUUUAUUGAUAACGAACUCCAACGUAAGCAUUGUUGUAGGAAAGUGAAUUUAAGUCAGCCAACUUUAUAACAAACAAACAAAACACAAGACAAAUAUAAGACAGUUUUUAAACUGUCAGAUUAAUUUGAGGUAGACAGCUUCUGAGUCUUGUGACUUUUGGCAAGGGAAGAGGCAUAUCAAGUUAGAAAGGGAGCAUGCAAAGUUUAUAUUCAAUAUAGCAUGUGCACUUAUUGUAUAGAAAGAAAAAUCUCAACAGAUGAGGAUGAAUAGACUGAAGUCGAAGAAAUGGAACACAGUCGUUAUUUCCACAUAACUGGGGUUUCUGGUUACCUGGGGAGAGGCAGGGAUUCUGUAACCACUUUUCUGUUGUUUAAAUUGCUUAUUGUCAGAACAUAAUUCUGUGAUUUAAAACAAAAUAGAGAUUUUAAAAAAAUAAUGUUUAUACCCUGCCUGCUUCCCAAAUGUAUUUGUGGUACUUUGCAAAGUACAUAUGCACAGAGCAUUUUAGGACAUGGAUUUAAUGGUAUUUACAUUAUGUUUAGUAUGUGCCAGGCACGAUUCCAAGUACUUUUAUAGAUAAGCCCUUUCAACCUUUAUAUUCUGUGAAGCAAGUAGUAUUAUUGCCUCCAAUUUAAAGAAGAGAAAACUGAGGCAUACAGAGGUUAAAAUGUCAAGGUUACUCAGUUAUAAGCGACAGAGCUGGGAUUUGAGAGUAGGCAGUCCAAUUCUAGUAUCAAUAUUAGAUACUGCCUCACAGUUAAAAUAAAGAUAAAAAAGAAGUCAGAAAAUAUGCAAAGGGGGAAAUGACUGCUAGAAACCAAGGAUAAAAUAAUUACAAAUUCAGUUCCGAGCAUCUUGGCAGCCAAGAUAAAUGAAAACUGAAAAGUUACACAGCUUUCAACAUCUGAGAAGGGAAAACAUACAAGUUCUUAGUGGGAAGCAUUACUUUUUAGCUGGAAUUUCUUAUAGGAUUCAUACACAAAAGACAUAAAGGUCUUAUGUCCUCAAAAAUUGAUCUGCCAGAGAGAGGUCCAGAUGGAGGACACAGAGGCCUGCUGUUGCCAUGGCAUGUGGUCCUGGCUGCUGUGGAGGCCGUUGCCAGGGUUUCCCCUGCCUCAAUGUGAAGAGCUUAGAAAGAGGAGGAGAGGAGAACUCCCCUGGCCAUCUCUGUGACCCCAGCCACCGCAUUUUACACAGACAGGAGGGAAACAGAGGGAGAGAAGGGAAGGACCAUGCGGAGUGGAAAUAUUAAAGAUGGGAGAGAGGAAAAUGAAUGAAAAUAAAGAUACUGAUUCAAAGAGUGAAGAAUACAAAGAUGAGUCUGAAAAGGACCUGGAGGGGUUAACUAAUGAAAAUGAAAAAAGUGAUGCCAGCAUAACAGAGAUGGCUUGUGAGGAGAAAGAGAAUAUUAACCAAGACUUAAAAGAGAAUGAAACAGUAAUAGAACACACCAAACAGCUUUCUGAUCCUGACAAAUCUUUGCGGGAUGAGGUCUCACCAAGAAGAAACGACUUCAUUUCGGUACCGAGUAUUCAACCUUUGGAUCCCAUAUCAGAUUCAGAUAGUGAAAACUCUUUCCAGGAGUCCAAACUAGAAAGCCAGAAAGGCUUGGAGGAGGAAGAGGAUGAGGAAGUAAGGAGAUAUAUUAUGGAGAAAAUUGUGCAAGCUAACAAGCUUCUACAGAAUCAAGAACCCAUGAAUGAUAAAAGGGAGUGAAAACUUAAGCUCAAGGACAAAUUAGUUGAUCUGGAAGUUCCUCCACCAAAAGACACUAAUACUUACAAAAGUUAUCUUGAAAAUGAAAGAAACAUCGGGAAACUGUCACAGUGAUGUAUUUCCAAUGAUUUGGGACAAGAAAAUUUGCUGCUGUCACUUACUAAUGGAAGCUGUGAAAUAAACAAGGAUAGGAUGAUACUGGUAGAGAGAGAGGGAAAAUUUGAACUUCUGAAUUUGCAAGACAUUAAGAGUCAGGGGUAUUUGCCUCCCAUUAAUAAUGCAAAUAGUACAGAAAAUGACCCUCAGCAGUUGUUACGCAGAUCUUCCAACUCCUCUGUCAGUGGCAUCAAGAAAGAAGAUUCUGCAGCAAAGAUUGAUGCUGUCACUCACUCAUCAACAGGAGAGCCGUUGGCUUAUAUCCCUCAGCCACCACUCAACCGCAAGACUUGUCCAAGCUCUGCUGCCAACUCAGAUCGAAGUAAAGGGAAUGGGAAAUCUAAUCGACAGUCUGCACAUAUCUCAUCAGUGAUCUCAACAUACUGCCUUUCCCCUCAACAGAAAGAACUACAAAAACGAGAACAAAAGAGAGAAAAGCUGAAAAGAGAGGAACAGCAACAGAAAAUAGAAGAAGAGAAAGAAGAAAAGAGGGAGAAUGACAUAGUAUUUAAAGCAUGGUUGCAAAAGAAAAGAGAGCAGGUCUUAGAAAUGAGGAGAAUUCAGCAAGCAAAGCAGAUUGAAGACAUGAACACUAGAGUAAGUAAAACUUUCCUGAAAAAUAAGUUCAUACAGAUAGGAAAGCUGAACUUAAUUACAAAAGGGAGUCUGGAUAUCAGCCUAUGAAAGAAGCAGAAAAGUGGUUCAAGAACAACCCUUGCAAAAGAUGAAACAUGCAGAUGACUUUCCAAUGAGGUUCUAAGAGGCCUUGUGAAAAUAAAAUGAUUCCUAUUUUGUUCAGACUUUGAAGGAACAGAAAAUAGAAAACGAUCAAUUCGGGCCGGGCGCGGUGGCUCACGCUUGUAAUCCCAGCACUUUGGGAGGCCGAGGCGGGCGGAUCACGAGGUCAGGAGAUCGAGACCACGGUGAAACCCCGUCUCUACUAAAAAUACAAAAAAAUUAGCCGGGCGUGGUGGCGGGCACCUGUAGUCCCAGCUACUCGGAGAGGCUGAGGCAGGAGAAUGGCGUGAACCCGGGAGGCGGAGCUUGCAGUGAGCCGAGAUUGCGCCACUGCACUCCAGCCUGGGCGACAGAGCGAGACUCCGUCUCAAAAAAAAAAAAAAAAAAAAAAGAAAACGAUCAAUUCAUUUUUUCAAGAUGUAACUUUGGUAUUCAAACAGGACAAAGAUACAUACACACACACACAAACCCUACAGACUGGUCUCACUUAAGACUAGACAUAUAGAAACCUUAUGUAAAUCUUUAGCAAAUUAAAGACACCAAAUUAUUUAAUUUAAAAAAAUUUUAAAAAUUGAAAAUCCAAGAGAAAAUUUUGAAAAUCAUCCAUAUCCUUACUAAAAAAAAAGAUCUAUAUGUAAAGUACAAGUCGAAAAUUCAACCCUAAGCUCUUCCAGGCUCAUCUCCAGUGAUAACCACUUUUAACAGUGUGGUGCAAAUCCUUUUAUAUCUUCCUUAUAUUUAUAUAUUUACAUGUCAAAAGUUUCAUUAUUCAGUUUUUUUCACUUACUUCAUCAUGGAUAUCUGUCUAGGCCAUUACAUUUAAAUCUCUCUUUUCAAAUAGCUGCGUGGUAUUACAGCGUUAAUUUAUUAAACCCUUCUUCAUUUGUAAAUGUUUAGGUUGGUUCCAAUGUUGUGCUAGUUAACAGUGCAGUAGUGAAGAUGUACAUUCUAUGGGAACAUCUGUAAUCUGUAGGAGAGGUUCUUCAGAGGGGAGUUUAUAAUUUUUGAAGGUUUAGAGUGAAAUAUUUGUUAAAGAUGCAAAAGUAUCCUCCCAAAAGAUAAUAUGAAUUUAUAGUUCCUCCAACAAUAUGUGAGAGUGAGUGGCUAACACUGUAUGUGAUGCAUCGACUUAUUUCUUUCUUCAAACUAAUAAUAUACAUGCUUGUAUAUGAGCAUGUGUGAGACAUAAUAAGAAAUAGAUAUAGGACUCUACCCUUAGUUUUUGGCACAGAGCUCCUAAAACCUUUUUAAUUUCUUGAGUGGUAGGGGUUCUACAUGUAGCUCUUGUUCUAAUAAUUGACCUUUUAUCCUGGCUUCUGACACAGAGCUCCUAAUCCUUUGGAACUUCUUAGGUGAUAGGACUGUCUUUGUUCUAAUGAGAUGACUCUUGGUGGGCUCCUGAAUAGGGGCUGGUUGCCAGAAAGACUAAGCCAUGAUUAGAAGCUUGGAACUUUCAGUUCUAACUCCUUUCUUCUAGGAAGGGGGAAGGGGCUAGAGAUUGAGUUAAUAACUUCAAUGACUAUGUGAUGACACCUUCAUAAAAAUCCCCAAGCUGCAGGAUUCAGAGAGCUUCCAGGGUAUGGGAAAUGUGCUGUUGGGAGGUUGGCGCGCCCCCAAGAGGGCAUGGAAGCUUCACACCCCUUCCCAAUACUUUGCCUUGUGUAUCUCUUCAUCUGUGUCUCUUAUUAUAUUCUUUGUUAAUAAACUUGUAAAUGUGUUUCCCUGAAAAAAAAAUUGAUCCACCUAAUAUUUGGAAACAUCCAUCUAGUAGUCCUUUCUUCAGCCUCAGGAAGCUUCCUCUGACAGCCCUUGCCACCUUAAAAGCUGGUCCCAAAGUCCUUGUGUUGUGUAUCUUUAACACAGCCUGUGUAUAUCUCUAAUCAUUGUAUUCACCAUAUUAUUUUUAUCUUUCUGUCUCUUACAUUAGACAGUAAGCAACCUGAGGACAGGGAAUGUUCACAAUUGUUCCUGGUACCCAGGACAGUGACUGACACAAAACAGAUCAUAAAUGUCUGUUGAAUGGUACAUGUUCUCUAUAGCAAACCUGAUAGAAGCCAAAAGAACACAAUAUUAGGUAAAGUUCAGUAAACGCUGUGAAAAUGUACUCCAAGCUACUUUUUUGGAUCCUAGCUUGAAAAAGUAUAAAACCUAGAGGAUCUGGGGCAGUGAAUUCCAAACUUCAGAAUGACUGUGGUUUCUAAAGUGCAAACUCCUAGCUACUUCCCAGAAAUUUGGAUUAGGAACAUGCGGGGUGAGGCCCUGGAAACUACAAUUUUUCAGAGCCCCAAAGCAAUUCAGAUACACAUUUAGUCAGUUUUGGGACUCACUAUUCUUGGAUAAUUCCAUAUUUAUAGAAUAUGAGAGCUUGAAAGCACCCUUAUAGUAUUUGGAUACAACUUUCUUAAAUUAUAGAUGAGGAAACUUGGGCUCAGAGAAGUGAAGCAACUUGUUCAAAAUCAUACUGGUAGUGGUGCUAGCUGAGCGCAGGCUAGAAGCCAGGCGACCUUGUAUGUGAAGGGAGAGAAAUUGCAAUAGGAAAACUCAGAUGAUAGGACUGGCAUGGGGCCCACCUUUCUGGUGUCCAUAACAGCUUGAUCCAAAGUCAAUGACUUUAACAGAGACUUGGCCCUUUUGGUAUAGCACUAUAUUUUCCUAGAGAGAAGAAAAGAAUAUGUCAAGCUAUGGUAAUGCUGCCCUAGGCCCUCUGCUUACCUAAAUGAUCCUCAUCCUUCAGGGCCCAGUUCAAAUAUGACCACCUCCUUGGGCCUCCUCCCACAUCCUCUCCAAAAUCCCAUCAUCCUCCGCUCUGACUUUCCAUUUGACUUGUGGUAGGCGUUUCUUAUUUGGACCUCAUAGUCACUGAUUUGCAGAGUUUCUUUUGCAUAUAUUUUGUCACUUUCCCCCUAUUGAUUCUGCAACACCUGAAAAUUGUGACUUUAUCUUCUUUGGCGCCUGGUUCUAGGCCUUGCUUGCAUGGCCUUAGAAAUGCCAUUGAUUGAAUUUGUUCGACAUUCCCAUUAAAUGCCCUCCAUUGAUAUACUGCUAUGACAGUAGAGCACCAAAAAAAAAAAAAAAAAAAAAAUGUCAAAGGCAAUGAUUUGAUUGGCGUUUGUGAUUCCUACACAGUCUAGGGAAUAGAAUGGGUAUUUCCAGAGUGUUUCCGUGGGAGGACGGAGGUGGUACUCACGGGCU
This is a messenger RNA of Symphalangus syndactylus (siamang), 6021 nucleotides long. Its product is annotated as coiled-coil domain-containing protein 181. Gene Ontology annotation, molecular function: microtubule binding. The record is from RefSeq and is a predicted model, not a curated record. NCBI's taxonomy places the organism in Eukaryota, Metazoa, Chordata, Mammalia, Primates, Hylobatidae.